GUGACAACGGAACAACAAAAAAAGAUGGCGGCACCAGGUGAAGACACUGCUCAAGCCAGCGCUGAUUCUCUUGAUCUGGAGAGUAGAGGAAACGACAAAAUGCAGCAUCUUUUUGAAGAUACCCAAGCAUCCAUUGAAAUGUUAGAGAAAGAGAAUCGCAUAUUUGAGCAGUUUCUGAAGCGACUGGACCCCAAAGACUUCCAACUGAAAGCUAUUCCAACGACACACUCGUCUCAACUGGACAUGCAGAGGAAGAGAGUGAGGAUAAAAGAAGGAGCCAGCUCCAAGAGGUAGAUGGACCCCUAAGUAUCCUCUCUAAUAUCUUAGCUCUAUAUUAUUAUAAAUUGCUGUGUGUAUACACACAGUCUGUUGAGGUUGAGUAUGGACCAGAAGUGUAACAUAGCCACGAGAGAGCUGGAUGAACUGAGGGAGAAGCUGCAGAGAGACCAGGAGGAGGCUCAGAUCAACUACGACAACCUCAGGGCAGUGGUGCAGGAGGCAGACCAGAGACUAGCGGAGCUCAAGAAAACGACUUACGAGUUUGACAGAGAUGUGCUGAGAGGCUCAGUGAACCCUCGAACAAAGAGGAUAAUGGGAGAGAAGGUUGUCAAGUACUUUGAAGACAGAGUCAAGUCCAGGGACUCACUGGCAGAAAAGUUGCGUUCAAAGAAUUCGUCGUUGAAAGUGAAGCGAAGAAAGCUUCAGAUUCAACUCAAACAGAAGGACGAUGCAGGGGAGGUAAGGAACGAGGUGGACUUCAAGCAGCUCCAGAUUGAGAACCAGCAGCUGAAUGAGAGAUGCGAGGAGAAGAACCACGAGCUGCUCAGACUCAAGGUGAGGGCAGCCAAGGCCCUCCAGAUACUCAACACCUACAAGAAGAAGCUGCAAGCUCUAAGUGUGGAGAGUCGGGCAGCGGAGCAGGAGAUAGAGCAGAGAAGAGAGCUACUGGCCAGAGUCGAUGCUGAGACCACCACCGUCACAGAGGAAAAGGAAAAGGCUGAGGCUAUCAAUACCACAUCAAGACAGAAGUUAGAAGACUACAAAGUACCAGAUGUGAUGGAGUAUGUAGAGGAGAGGGUCAGUCUCUAUGAACUGACUAAAGCUGUGAGGACAUGGGAAAGGAAAGUCGAGAUCUCUGAGAUGGCGCUACGGACAUACCGACAGACGUGGAAACGUCUCUGCACCCAACACCAGCAGCAGUCCCACCACAGAACAGGACUCAGAGCUCCUCAUACCCUCACCACCUCCCCCAUUGGCCUCCCACACCACACCACCACCCUCUACUGACAGUACGCAUGCACGCACGCACACACACUUCAGUAGAGUUGGGACAAAAAUGAAUAAGAUUAUCAUGACCGGUUAUUAUGACUGAGUGACAAAUUAUGAAAGCCAAUUAAAGUGUUGUAUGAAAGAAACAGAAUGACAGGAGCACAGAAUCAAAUGUGAGACAGAUUAUUAGAGAGUGCUGGGGCUGGGAGGUCAUAUUAUGUGGCUGUGAGUGCCUGCUGACUCAUGAGAAGAUGUAGUGCCUGCACCCGCCUGGCGAAUUCUUGGGUGGGGGAUCCACAGCUGAAGAAGACCAUCCCACUGAGGAGGAGACGAGCUCGCCAGGCUGGCUGGGGCUCCAGGAGACGUCUCUCACACAGACACAGUUGUAGUUGUCAGUCAUCAGGGUCUGCACCACCUCCCCAGUCAGCGUGUCAUACACUACGACUCUUCCCUUUGCACAGGCGGUAUAGAUGUACCUCUGUCCGGUGGUGGCAGGAGGGGAGAACCUAGCUCGCAGUAGAGUGUGCUUCACCAGGUGGCCGGCGUACGUCAUGACGGAGCUGUCUCCUGGUAGCUUCACUAGAGCGUCUCGCAUAACUGCAAGCAAUACAUGGACAUCCACCCGUACUCUAGUGGCACAAUUUCUACCUGUUACGUGUACUCAAC
Messenger RNA from Geodia barretti, 1935 nucleotides. Lineage: Eukaryota; Metazoa; Porifera; Demospongiae; Tetractinellida; Geodiidae. The record is from the annotation of a GenBank genome assembly.